Lasiodiplodia theobromae is the source of this 1365-nucleotide messenger RNA. Its product is annotated as Wiskott-aldrich syndrome protein family member 2. The transcript is spliced from 3 exons. The coding region runs from base 1 to 1365 and encodes 454 amino acids. NCBI's taxonomy places the organism in Eukaryota, Fungi, Ascomycota, Dothideomycetes, Botryosphaeriales, Botryosphaeriaceae. The record is from RefSeq and is a predicted model, not a curated record.
AUGUCUUUCAAACUCCCACAACUCCAAACCGUGACUCAGUGCGCCUCCCUCGUCACUGCCACCCGAGCAAUAUGGGAGCUUUCGCGCAUGGUCCGCCAGAAGAAGCGCGAAGUGGACCAGACGAAGGAAGUUGAGGAUCUGCUGGAUGAAAUCGAGGAAUUCGUCCACGAGGGCGUCUUGACCAAGCGAGAGUGGAAGGCCUUCUGCUUCAACGUGGAAGAGGCCCUUUCCAAGAAAGAAUGCACCCCACGCGAGGCACAAGCAAAGGUCCUGGAUUUUCUGGAGGCCCUGCAUUCCAUUGCCCAGGAGUUCAAGGAGGAGGACGACGCCUACCUGUCCCAGCCAGAAGAUGGCGCCAAUGUUCCGCGCCGCCGCAUCGAAGAGAAGGGCCAUCAACGCCGGGACUCUGCCAUCAAUACCAGCAGAGAAUCUCACUCGCGCACUCGCACCGCCGCGUAUCCGCCUUCGCCUCACUCGCCCGAUUUGCGUCCGCGCAGAGCAUCUGCACCGUCGGAUCAUCACCACUACCAUGCACACUCACCCGGCGGUCAAGUGGAUACAGGACCCGUCACUCCAGGAGAUCCCAGCCGGAGUAUCCCUCGUAUGCCAGUCGCACUGCCUAGUCAAUUUCAGAAUAGCCAGCAGUAUAGGCCUCCAAGACACUCCUUCGCCUCUCCAUCCACUACCCCCGGUGCCAGCGGCACUUUCUCGCCGGGAGGUAGUGCCCCAGGAGGCCCGGCAUCUCCAGCGUCGACCAUUCCCGCCCAAAACACCUGGAACAACACUACAACUUUCCCCUUCCCGAGUUUUCCUGAGAGCCAAAGCCGAAACCAGAGCAAUGACAAUAGCACCCGUCCUAGCGCUGCCCCCACCCCUUCUCGCUCUCAUUCCAGCUCAGCCCGUAAAGAAUCAACGGCUCCAGCCAGAGAUUACCCUCCUGAGAAGUCUCCCUCAAGUUCAACAUCUUCGCCCGUCAUGCCGCCAUCGCCCAACGAUUCAACGAGCGCCCACGUGAGCGGCUGGGAUAGCCAGCAAGAUAGCCCUCGUGGCUUCAUGAGCCCGACCCAAGAAGCUCAGGCACAGCGUGCAGCGGCUGCGAAGCUGCGCGAUUACGAGCGCCGGCAGCGUCAGGCUCAAGCCCUUUCAGAGGAGAUAGGCGUUCCCGACUUUGAAAUCCCGCCACCGCCGAAUGCGCCCCGCCGUCAGCAGCGCAAGCCGCAGGUCAAUUGGGCCAGCGGCAUCGAGGAUGACUGGAAGGUUAACGAUGCUGAACCGAUGACCACGCCCACGGACGCGGUCUCGGAGGCGGGAACGUACAUGAAUCCUACUGGUGAUAAGAACAAGAGACGACGUAGGAGGCAAUGA